AUGUCUGACGUUGCACCUGUGUUUAGGGUUUGUGCGAAAGAGGAAUGUAAGGUGAGACUACCGAAAGCUGAGGUAGAUCCUCACACGGUUUGUGGUAAAUGUAGGGGGAAUGAUUGUUCAGCAACUAACACCUGUGUAGAGUGUGAAAGUUUAACUGAAGUUGAAUGGAAGAGUUUGGCUGCUUAUAUCAGAAAGCUGGAGAAGGAUAGAGUCAGGAAGGCUUCCAUCAGAAGCUCUAGUAGAUCCUGCUCUAUUGAGCAUGAGGUAGCUCCUAACUCUUCUGUUGAUUCUCCUGCUCCUAGUCUGGUUUCAGCCCCUUCCCCCCGCAGCGAACCCGUGGAUUCGUCAACGGAGAUGGCUGCAAUGAGGGCCUCUAUUCUCAGCUUGCAAUCGCAACUGCAAGCGAUGAAAGACAAAGAUUCGUCUUCACCGAGAAGAGCCUGGAGUUCGUCGUCUAAGUCUCGUCCUCUCAAGAGAGUCUGGAAGCCUCCUGCAGGCAACGCCUUGGAUUCCAGCCCUGAGCCUUUCCCAGAGUAUUCACCUGCUCGGAAGAAGAGAGUGCCUAGAUCUCCUGACUCCUCUCCGGAAGGAGUUUCUUCUAUGACGAAGGAAGGCUCUUCUCGAAAGAAGGACUUAUCCCUUCUCAUCAAGAGCUCAGUUAUGAGAGCCUCUGAUAGUAGGCGCUCUGGCGCCAGCAAACGCCCGUCGCCUGAAAGGUAUUCGUCCCCAGUGAAACCUUCUUCUUCAUUUGCCUACACUCAUAGACGUACGUCUUCUCCUAUUAAGCCCUCGGAUGAUCGGAAGCCCCCUUCUGCUAAGAGACCAUCCAGGAGUUUGUCACAAGGCACAAGCGCCUCUCCUGACGGGCGCCAGGAGCCUGAGAGCCUCCUGCUUUCUGACGUAUCACGGAUCUCAUGUGAGAGAAUUCAUUCGUCCAGACGUUCCGGAAAAGACGAGAGCCCCUCUCUGUACAGAGUCCCAGAAGAAAGUAGCAGGAUUCGCUCUACUUCCAGACGAGCUUCAGGGGAAGGACGCUCCCCUUCUUACAAGCGCCUAGAGUCUAAGAGGCUCCCAGAUUCUGUUGGACCUUCCAGGCGUCCUAUUAAGGACUCAAGCGCCUCUCCUAGUAGGCACCAGGAUCUUGGCAGGUGCUAUUCGCCUUCCAGGCGUCCCAUGAAGGACGCAAGCGCCUCUCCUGCAUGGCGCCAAGAUUAA
This is a messenger RNA of Macrobrachium nipponense, 1215 nucleotides long. RefSeq names its product serine/arginine repetitive matrix protein 1-like. The transcript has 3 exons. Lineage: Eukaryota; Metazoa; Arthropoda; Malacostraca; Decapoda; Palaemonidae. The record is from RefSeq and is a predicted model, not a curated record. The coding region runs from base 1 to 1215 and encodes 404 amino acids.